This is a messenger RNA of Chaetomium globosum CBS 148.51, 2385 nucleotides long. RefSeq lists its product as uncharacterized. Gene Ontology annotation, biological process: tRNA wobble uridine modification. The transcript has 4 exons. Gene Ontology annotation, molecular function: protein binding. Gene Ontology annotation, cellular component: elongator holoenzyme complex. The coding region runs from base 1 to 2385 and encodes 794 amino acids. Lineage: Eukaryota; Fungi; Ascomycota; Sordariomycetes; Sordariales; Chaetomiaceae. The record is from RefSeq and is a predicted model, not a curated record.
AUGGAGAUCUGGAAAGAAGGGUCGGGCGCAAACCGAUACACAGCUGCUGCCGACUGGGCUGAAGAUGGGCUCGUUGCAUUUGGAUCCGAUUCCAACGUGUGUCUCUGGGACCCAACUGAUCCAAAAGGCAUUUCAAAUAUUCUCAGCGGGCACACUGCUCACGUAAGAGCCGUCGCAUUCUUGCCCGGAAGAAAUGAAGAGAGCAAGACGGUGAACUUGGUGACGGGCGGAGACGACAAGCAGCUCCGGCUCUGGGCUAUAGACUCGGAGACGGGCGCCGCUUCGUGCGUUCAGACCAUUCAGGAGCACAGCGAACCCAUCAACUGCAUCGCCGCUCUGAAAAGUCCAGCUUCUGGGGAUGUGGCAAAACAAAUAUUCGCCACGGGCGCUGCGGAUGCCACAGUCAAGAUCUGGGUUUUCGAAGCUGGCCAAAUCACCCUCCUCCAGACGAUCAAGACCACUAGAAAGUACAUGCCUCUCACUCUCGCCUUGAGCGCACUUGAAGAAGGAAAUGGACUCGUCUUAGCUGUUGCGGGGACUACCAACGCCGUUCAAAUAUUUACAGCCUCUGCGGCAGACGGCAAUCCAGGGGUCGAAUUCACCCUACAGGCCACCCUGCCAGGUCACGAGAACUGGAUCCGCUCACUCGAUUUCAUCCGCGAGAAGCCUGAGAAGGGUAGCGACAUCCUCCUUGCGUCGGCAAGCCAAGACAAGUACAUCCGUCUCUGGCUUUUCGAAGCCCUUCUCCUUGGCCACGAAGAUUGGGUAUACAGCGCCCGCUGGUUCCGUGCUGCCGAUGGCAGGUUGCAGCUGCUGUCCGCCUCGGCCGACAACACCUUAUCCCUUUGGGAAUCAGAUACCGAAUCUGGCAUUUGGCUCACCGUCGUUCGUCUUGGGGAGAUUAGUCGAGAAAAAGGAGCAACAACGGCUACGGGCAGUAUCGGCGGGUUCUGGACUGGCCUGUGGUCGCCCUCGGGUACAACCGUCAUCACCCUCGGUCGUACGGGGAGCUGGCGGCGAUGGGAUUACGAUGCGGCGGAAGAUAUGUGGAAGCAAAACUUUGCUAUAUCCGGUCACACCCGCGCCGUGACAGGCAUUUCGUGGUCUCGCGACGGUCUAUAUCUCCUCUCGACCAGCUCCGACCAGACAACCCGCCUCCACGCGGAAUGGGCGCUCGAUGCACGCAACUCCUGGCAUGAGAUGUCACGCCCGCAAAUACAUGGCUAUGAUCUCAACUGCAUCUCCGCCCUUGGUCCGGCCUCCUUUGUCUCGGGUGCCGACGAGAAGCUCAUGCGCGUCUUCACCGAGCCCAAAGCCGUCGCCCGCAUGCUCAGUCACCUCACAAACACAGCCGCUCCCACCCCCGAAACCGAAGAGGCGCUCCCUGACGUAGCCAACAUGCCGGUCCUCGGCCUCUCUAACAAGGCCGUUACCACCCUCUCCCCAGAAGAAGGCCGGCCGCCAGCCGCCGACUCCUCUACCAACCAAGCGAUAGACCCCACCACCGCCGACCCCGACACAGCCACCACCCACGCGCAGCCCUCCCCUCUCUCCACUCUUACCCACCCUCCCUUGGAGGAGUCCCUCUCUCGCCACACGCUCUGGCCUGAGAUUGAGAAGCUGUACGGGCACGGCUACGAAAUCUCGUGUCUGGCCGCCAACCAUGACGGGACGCUGGUCGCGAGCGCCUGCCGCGCCAGUUCCCUGACCCACGCCGUAAUUCGUUUGUUUGAAACCCGCGGCUGGACCGAACUGCGUCCGCCCCUGCAGGCACAUACCCUCACCGUCGCCCGCGUGCGCUUCUCGCGGGACGAUCGGUACAUUCUGAGUGUCGGGCGCGAUCGCGGGUGGGCUGUCUGGGAACGGACUCAGGCGAGUGAAGGCCAGAAUGAGGGCGAGAGGGAUGGGGGAUAUAAGUUGGCGCAGACAAAUGCCAAAGGCCACACCAGGAUGGUGUUGGAUGCGGCUUGGGCGCCGGUUGGUGAUGAUGCCAACGGCACGAGGGUGUUUGCGACAGCGGGGAGAGAUAAGUUGGUUAAGGUGUGGGUGAGGAAGGGGGGUGAGGGAGGGCAAUUUGAGCUGGGCAAGGCGGUUACCGAGGAACAUCCCGUUACAGCGUUGGAUUUUGUGCCCGAGGUGACGGAAGCGGGCCUGCUUCUGCUGGCUGUCGGCACGGAGGGUGGUAAGGUGUCUGUGCUGACGCUCAAGGUCAAUGAUGGUGAGGUGGAGGUUGUGUCGACGUCGGUUGUGGGCCAGGCGUUGUCGUUGCCCAAGGCGGUGUUGCAGCUUGCGUGGCGACCAACGAGAGAGGGACGCAAAGGCGAAGAGCUGGCGAUCGCGGGCGAGGACGGGUCGUUAAGGAUAUACUCGUUCCUUGCGCUGUAG